Molecule: messenger RNA, 1452 nt
Organism: Cryptococcus deneoformans JEC21
Lineage: Eukaryota; Fungi; Basidiomycota; Tremellomycetes; Tremellales; Cryptococcaceae
Product: expressed protein
Exons: 4
Coding region: 60-1427 (455 amino acids)
Biological process (GO): ribosomal large subunit biogenesis
Cellular component (GO): nucleolus; preribosome, large subunit precursor
Molecular function (GO): protein binding
Source: RefSeq, a predicted model, not a curated record
CAUGGGUUUGGGCCACGAACGAUUGAACAGGACAAACUCGCUUUCAAAAUAGAAGAUACAUGGCAAUCGAUAGGCAACGACCAGUCCUAAUUAUCACCAUGGUUCGCACCUAUAAUUUUCUCGCCCCUUCUCUCUACCCCAAUACUCUAGUGGAUAUUUCCUUUCCUGAGCCCACUAUCGGUGUUGUGAACGUCUCCCCGGCGGAUCCUGUUGUCCAUAAUUUACCGGUCAAGUAUGGCGAGUACAGCGCACUUGGUGGAGUGAGAAAAAUGGUGAAUGUGGGGAAUAACAAGGUCGUGGUUGCCGACGACAAGUUCCAAAUCUCUACGCUCGAACUCUCUUCCAUUGGUACUGAAGCUCCUCCGCCGCCUAUAAUAACCUCUCAGGAAAGCGUUAAAGCUCGCGCCAAUGAUGUCUGGGCUGGUUUGGUUCCUGUUGAAAACGGGACGGUUUCUGCCCUUACGUCUGGGUUGCUUACGUUCCAUCCAACUUCAGGAAGUAGCUCUUCUUCGCGGUCCGUCCCAUCGCCCCUUGCAUGUCUUGCUUCGACCCAUCUCGCACCUAAUAAAUUCGCCAUGGGGGGUAAAGAGGUUGACGUUUCCAUCUGGGAUGUCGAAAGAACUUUCGCGUCUUCUUCUGACUCACCAAUGGUCGACGCUGGCAAACGUAAGAAAAAUGCUCUUGAACCAGGACAGCUUUGGCAAGCGAAGAACAUGCCUAAUAACUAUUUAAAACUUCGCCCACCGGUUUACCAUCUCGCGUUGAGCUGGCUGAAUAGCCCUGACGCCUUAGUCAGCGGAACGAAGAUGGGAACAGUGAGAAGGUUUGAUACAAGGCAAAGAAAACCCGUCGCAGAUUGGAAAGUUGCCAGAGAAGGUGGGGUCUCAUGUUUGAUGCCCGGAGAGGAAAAUGAGCUCUUCUUUUCUGAUCGUUCGAAUUACUUGGGGGCUCUUGACCUUCGUACAGGGAAGGUAUUAUACAGCUACUCGUCGCUCACAGCUACUCCGCAUCAUCUACUUCCUAUUUCUUCGGAAAACUCUUCUCCCCUCCUCCCGAGUACUAAGCGAAUAGGCUUUGCCUCUGUUUCUUCUGAUGCUUCCAUUCGAUUGCACACUUGUACCACACCGCCUCCUGAAGAUCAAAAAGGAAACUGGGGAAGUGAAGGGAAGAAAGGGGAUAUUGUUGGAAUGGUGGGAGGUAUUGGGCUUGGUGGAGCAAUCUUCCGAGGAUACGAUGAACGAGAGCUCGAGGUGCGCAAAGAAGCGAAGGAAGAUGAUGUCGGCGAAGAUGAGAGCGAUGAUGAGGAAGAGAUGUGGGAGGGGAUGAACGAAGUGGAAGACGCCGGGGAGGGUUCUGAUUCUGACGAGGAUGAUAACGAUAGUGAAGAAGAAGCGCCGAAGAAAAAGAGCAAGCGGUCGAGGCUAUAGAUCAUGAUGCAUUUGUAUACAGAGC